UUAAGAUUAUUAUGACUUGUAAGUUAGAUUAAAUUGAAAUUAACAGAUGUACACUGUGCUAUGAUUAUAUUGUCUUUUUAUUGUUAAAUUUUAAAUCAUUUAGCGCUAUAUACAUUGCCUAAGUCGAUGGUCUGUGUAAAAAAAAAUAAAAUACUGAUAAAGUGAUAACGAUAAGAUUUUAGAGAAAAUGCAGUUGCUUAUAAUCUGUGGUCUUUAUUCUUAAGUCGGGCAUGAGAUAAAAAAACUUAUCGUUUAAAAUUUAUUUUUCACAAAGUAACCAUAUUUUAAUAUGAACUUAUUAUUGCAAGGAAUGAAAAAUUUGGUACUGAGUAAGACAUUGGUUGAAUCAGCUAGGAGUAUGGCAUCACUCAAUCAAAUGCACAAGACUGGUCCUCAUAAAAAACCAAUAUUCAAACGGAACCCAUUGGGCGAUAAUCCAUUUUUAAAAGGUGUUAUCCUGAAGACUUUGAUUAGAAAACCAAAAAAACCAAAUUCAGCUAACAGGAAGUGUGUUUUGGUUCGGCUAAGUAAUGGUAAAGAAAUGAUAGCAUACAUACCAGGUGAAGGUCAUAAUCUCCAAGAACAUAAUGUUGUAUUAGUUCGUAAUGGACGGUGCAAAGACUUGCCGGGUGUAAAAAUAACAUGUGUAAGAGGCAAAUUUGAUUUACCUCAUGUUGUUAAAAAAACACAGACCAAUUCAUAACUUUAAAUUAUCACCAUUUUUGGUUUAUUUUGUAAAUUAUUAGUCAUUAAUAAAAUAAUAUAAAUUUUA
Sipha flava (yellow sugarcane aphid) is the source of this 772-nucleotide messenger RNA. Its product is annotated as 40S ribosomal protein S12, mitochondrial. Gene Ontology annotation, biological process: translation. Lineage: Eukaryota; Metazoa; Arthropoda; Insecta; Hemiptera; Aphididae. Gene Ontology annotation, cellular component: ribosome; small ribosomal subunit. The record is from RefSeq and is a predicted model, not a curated record. The transcript is spliced from 2 exons. Gene Ontology annotation, molecular function: structural constituent of ribosome. The coding region runs from base 290 to 703 and encodes 137 amino acids.